CAGCUAGUUAAACGUGAGCAUUAAAUUUUUUAAAAAACUCCCCCUACUUUCCCAAGACAGCACUUCCAUGAAUUUAGUCUUCUGUAAAUCACUGGGCAUUUCUGUGAGCCCUUUCUAUCUCCACUUUCUUCUGUCCUCGCAGUUUCCUUAUCCCGGACCGCGCCCCACUUCCCACCCAAUCACCCCACAAACAAGAUUUCAAGACCCAACAGAAAAUGAUCUUUUUAGUGACAGUUGCUUGUUAUCUGGCGGAUCCACUGGGGACCGGGGUGCAGUCUUUGAGAUUUUUGAUCCUGGAGGCCACCGAGCUGAGCGUUCCGGGCAGGACCUGGGCGAGGGGCGCUUAGCCCUUCGUUUCGAUCUUCUCACCAACAUCCGAGAGCCUAAUCAGCGCACCCACGGAGGCGCCUUAAGGGCAGUUGGGAGGAUGAGAGAGCCGGGGGAGACAGCAAGAGGUACAGCCCCUCCGCAGCACCUCUCCAAUUCCGCGGCCCUUCCGGGUGGCGCAUACAGCUCCAGGAUUGGGAAACGGACUCCGGUGGCCCGGCCCGCGGGCGCCUGGCCUCGAAACCAGAGGCAGGAGUGUGGGGCGCGGGGUUGGGAGGUGCCGGGCAGAGGAGGAAGUCUUGUCCGGGUCCGCUGGGCGAGGGGUCCCGGGUCAGGGCCAAUCUGAGCCCCGGUGCCCCGCAGGUCUCCCCGCACCCCGGCCGUGCCCACACGCCCGCCCCCUAGCCGCUGCGGUUGCUAUGCGUUGCCGUGAAACGCCUGUCAAUAAACCCUGUUUGGACAGUGGA
Molecule: messenger RNA, 794 nt
Organism: Piliocolobus tephrosceles (Ugandan red Colobus)
Lineage: Eukaryota; Metazoa; Chordata; Mammalia; Primates; Cercopithecidae
Exons: 1
Coding region: 68-673 (201 amino acids)
Source: RefSeq, a predicted model, not a curated record